This is a messenger RNA of Aspergillus chevalieri, 1488 nucleotides long. RefSeq lists its product as uncharacterized. The coding region runs from base 1 to 1488 and encodes 495 amino acids. Lineage: Eukaryota; Fungi; Ascomycota; Eurotiomycetes; Eurotiales; Aspergillaceae. The record is from RefSeq and is a predicted model, not a curated record. The transcript has 2 exons.
AUGUCUCUCAAGGACGUUUACCAGAGGUUUCUGGGAGACCAUCGCCAGUCCACUUCGUCGUUGGCUGCCGACGCCUCGUUGAUUUAUAUCCCCACGACCACCAAAGUCGAAGGCCGAGACGCUGUGCUCAACCACCUCACCAAGCAGCAGAACAUCGUCAAGAAGAAAGCGCAGGACAUCCUAGGUGUCAUCGAAGGCUCUGACUCCCUGUGUCUGGAUGUCGAGACGACGUUGGAGUUUGAUGCUGGCGGCGGGGCCUAUCUCCCUCAACUCGACGAUAAUUUCCUGACCGACCGCGUCGCGACGUUCCCCACGAUCCAUAUUGUCCGCUUCAACAACCAGAAUCAGAUUCAGAGUGUUCGCAUUCACUGGGAACAGGCGUCGCUGCUGAAGCAGGUCGAGGUUAUCGGCUCUCGGAGCCGCAGUUGGCCCAUUCGCGAGGCGAAGGAUCAGACUCGUUUGAUUAAAUCCGCGAUCGCAGCGAUACCUGCAGAUGUCGGAUCUGCGCCACCGCCGUCGAACAACGAGGAGAACCCGAGGCCAGUCACCCCGGGCAAGAGACGCAUCAAAGACCCCUACGCGGCCGAAUCCCUGACCGACCUUCUAUCCCCCGGCAAAGAUGACCGCACCGAGCCUGUUCGUCCCCCGCGCUCCGCUGCGUCUGCGAAGCCCCCGCCGCGUGACUACAGUGAGCUCUUUGUGAGCCAAGGCGAUGACGAGCCUGAUGCCACCCCCUCCAAGCCAACCAGAGGACCUAUCGCCCCAAAGGCAGGCGCAGGAAAGCACUACCACGGCAAUCGCAUCUUUGGCGACGAGGACGCGGAAACACACCCCCAGAUCGCAUACAAAGCCAACCCGAAACGCUUCGACCACUUCGAAAUCGGAGGCGACAACAGUGACCGCGAAGUCCACGAGAACCUCCCCAGCCGGCCCAAGUCACGCCACGAACCCCAAUGGGAACACAACGACUCCUUCGUCCCCGAGAAACCCCGCCGUGGCCUGCGCGGCCAGGAAGUCAGCCACCUCCCCUGGGACGACUUCACACCUCAACCCACCCCACCCCCAAGACCGCACGUUGCCCACCCCCGCCGCGACGCAGAGACCCAUUUCGAACUGAAAGACCCCGAAGAACAACCCAAGAGUGGCCGCAUCAUCAGCUCCUUCCAGAACAAGGGCCUGCACCUCUACCGCGACCCGGUCUUCGACUCCCCAUCCCCACAGAAGGAGAACCAAGCGCCCAACCCUUCGAACCCUAGCAACCGCAAAAACGACUUCGAGAGCCACUGGCACAUGACCGAUUCUCCACAGGGCAACGAAUACACCGACGAGAACCACAAGCCUGUUGGCCAGAACCGUACGCAGUCUGCUAAGAUGAUGGAGUCUUCGUGGGAUCGAUAUGAGCAGUCGCCGCAGAGACCUAGCGUUGCUGCUCCACGAAAUGGUGUCCGGAAUGCGUACCAGAGGAGCUGGGACUUUGGUGAUGAGUGA